Molecule: messenger RNA, 1219 nt
Organism: Cervus elaphus (red deer)
Lineage: Eukaryota; Metazoa; Chordata; Mammalia; Artiodactyla; Cervidae
Product: killer cell lectin-like receptor subfamily I member 1
Exons: 7
Coding region: 425-1162 (245 amino acids)
Biological process (GO): positive regulation of natural killer cell mediated cytotoxicity; stimulatory C-type lectin receptor signaling pathway
Source: RefSeq, a predicted model, not a curated record
GAAUGAUGACCUGAAGAAAGCAACAGGACUCCCAGCAGCAUUAAAGCAAUUUCAUGUUGGUGACUGUGAAUUUAUAUUGCAGUAAAUCUGAUCUUUUCUAAAAAGCACUUGGCUUCUCAGGUGUUGAUGGAGAGGAACAGAUAAUUUAUCUCAUACAUAGGGUGAUUUUACUGAACAAGUGGGACCAGAAAAUGUUCAAGGAAGUUAGUGAUUGGCAGAAGAGAAUCAAGGUUGACCUGAAAGAAGGUGAAGAAAGAAGUAUACUGAUAGAGUGGAAUGAGGUCAAAUGGGCUGCAGACAUCAAUGAGAUCAGAGCAUUUUCAUUUUGGAGAGAGAUAAAUGAGCAAUCUUGAAAGAUAUUAAAGAGAGACACAGAAAGAUACCCAGAUUGAGCUGAAGCAGUCUAAGUUUAAAAAAAGAAAAAAUGCUUAAGAGUAAGCAAAACAAAGAUAUUGUAAACAAGCAAGAGCUAAUCUACACAGAACCAAAAUUUUCGAAGUCUCAACAGCAAAAAACAUCCGAGACAAAUCAGAGUAAUGUCCAGUCAAGAGAACAGCAAGUAGACUACAUGGAACUGAAAUUUCCCAGAUCUUCUCAUCUUCAGCACAGAAAACAGAAAAAAGGAAAAGUGUUAAACCACCGAUCUACAGCCUGGCAAGUGAUAACUGGGAGUCUGGGGACCCUGUGUGUGGUCUUAUUGAUAACAGUGUGUGUCUUGCUUGCAAACUUAUUUUCCAACAAAGACCCAAACCAAAAAAUAUCACCUGUUCCCACUCCAUCUUCUAAAAAUGAUGAAUGUUCCUGUGACCGUUGUUCAACUCACUGGAUUGGAUUUGGAAGUAGUUCUUAUUAUCUUUCCUGUAAAGCCAAAACCUGGGUGGAGAGCCAUGCUGCCUGUGAAGAGCUUAACACUCACCUUCUAAAGAUCGAUAUCAAGGCAGAGCUGGAACUUUUAUCAAUGCUUGAAGUAAAAGGAUGGAUAGGUCUCAAAAUCAAUGAAACCAGUGAAUCCUGGUUAUGGGAAGACGGCACCACAGUAAUUGAAAACCUAUUUGAAUUCCUGAAAAUGGAGAAAGAUGCUUGUGCAUAUAUUGAAGGAAAGUAUGUUUAUGCUGCUAACUGUUCAUCUGGAAAAAGUUACGUGUGUGAGUUUACUGUAUAGUAGCUCAAUUUUGCCAGUACAAGUUGUUAGUGAAUCUUAAUUAAAGAGAAUAAAAUA